Molecule: messenger RNA, 2623 nt
Organism: Aphanomyces invadans
Lineage: Eukaryota; Oomycota; Saprolegniomycetes; Saprolegniales; Verrucalvaceae
Exons: 4
Coding region: 133-1998 (621 amino acids)
Biological process (GO): metal ion transport; transmembrane transport
Cellular component (GO): membrane
Molecular function (GO): cobalt ion transmembrane transporter activity; calcium ion binding; magnesium ion binding
Source: RefSeq, a predicted model, not a curated record
CAGCACGUCUAUCAGACCGACGAGCGACCGACUGCCGAAACGACGACUGCGUUUCGUUCGAUAUUGGAACGUGUGGCCGUUCGCCGCGGAUGUUGGCGCAUUCAACUUCGAGAGCACGGGAUACGCUUGCGCAUGAUGCGCCCCCACUCCAACUACAUCGCCCUUGGGUCGCCGUCGAACAAACCGUCGGAAGGCGCGUCCCAAACGCCGCCGACGCGCGUGUUUUGUCCUGUCCCAGGAGGUCACUCUAACAAAACAGGGUCGUCCGAAGUGUGGGACCCUGCCAAGCUCGUGCCCCAGCUCACGGUGGACGAAGCGCAGAACCUCGAGUGGAACUAUGGCCACGUGUUGACGAGGCAUCGGUCUGUCAAGGGCACGAUCGAAUCCCCCUCCCGCACGUACGACGACGAUGUCGAGGCCGAAGAGCUCAAGGUGCUCCUCGACCCGUACUAUGACGUUACGACGGGGCGCUUGCGCCGCAUGUACCAGCACUUCAACCCCCGCGCGUCGGCAGGGGUCAACUACGACGAGUUUGAGAAAGGUUUGUUUGCGCUCGGCAUCACGCCGCCGCCCGGGAUGGACUUUGGCCAAUUCACGCGAAAGGUCGAUGCGGACGGGGACGGGAUGGUGAGCCUGGCGGAAUUCGUCGCUGUCGUCCAGAUGAUCAAGCAAGCCCACUUGUUCAAACCGGAGCACAGCCACCAAGACUCGACAGCACGCUCUGCCCUUCGCGUCGUCGACUACUCGCCAACGCACGUCCAUGCCGUGGAUCCCGUGCGGCACGUGCAAGGCUUUAUGUUUUCCGCCAAGCCGGCAUGGGCGACGGUUCGGUGGGUCCACCUUGCCGGAUUCCAGCGCAUGGACGACCUGAACGUCCGCCGGCUCGCCAUCAAGUACCAGCUCCAUCCGUUGGCGGUGGAGGAUUGCCUCAGCGCCGACGACAAGAUCCGGUGCAAGUACGAGCACUAUGACGACCACUCGUUCCUCAUUGUGCCCGUCCUGCGGCCUCUGGACGUGUCCAAGCGCUCCCACUUGGAAGCUUGCAUCAACGAUCGCCGCCGCGCGCUAUUCCACAAGGACAGGACUCUUCGAAAGGGCGGUGCGCUCGACAACACGCGUGCGUCGUCCAUGCUGUCGUUUUUCAAACCGACCACGCCGACGGUAGCCGCCAAGUCGUCGCCCCACGGCGGCGGACGGCCGUCAUCGCGCCAUCACAAGCGCCUCGAACUCGAAUCGAAACUCGACAAACUCCAUGUCCUCAUGCGGCAACCGCAGCAAUUGUGCGUGUUUGUGUCCAAGGACAAGGCGCACGUGCUGAGCAUCCAGGAGGAGGAGGAGGCCGGUGCGCCGACCGAGACGACGGCGCGGCCGCUGUGGCACGUGAUCUACGACCGAAAUUUGACCAAAUCGUACUCGAAGCUGCGUAACCACGACGCGACCUUCCUCGUCGUGUCCAUCCUGGCCGCGACCGUCGACGAAAUGAUGCCGCUCGUCGCGGUCUUUGAGUCGACGCUCAAGAUGCUCGGGAAGCUCCUCCGACUCGAAGGCAUCCAGUUCAACCCAAAGCGCCUCGCGCGCGCCCAGAAGCACCUGGUCGGGCUCGAAAAAGUCGUCCGGCCCAUGCUGGAUUUGGUGCAGGACCAGCUCCUUGACCAGGACGAGUUUCGCCACGGCGAAGUGAAAAAUUACCUCCGCGACGUGAUGGACCACCUCAGGCAAAUGGCUGUCGACAUCCGCGACCACCACCAAACUCUGGCGGCGCUCGUCGACGAAGACAAGCAGCUCCGCGCCCAGCACAAGGACGACGUCAUGUAUGCCAUGUCGGUCGUGGCCGCGUGCUUUCUCCCAGGCACGUUUAUGACGGGCAUCUACGGGAUGAACUUUGAAAACAUUCCCGAGCUCAAGCUCGAGUACGGGUACUACGUGUGGUGGGCGGUGCUCUGUGUCAUCGUGGCCUUGCUCCUGGUCUAUCUCAAAGUCAUUAAAAAGUGGAUUUAGCCGCCCGCCUUUGGUAGCCGGCUACACACGAGGCCAGCCGACGCAGCCGGCGCCGGGCGGCUGCCAUGGACACCGCAGAGGAGCAGCUGACAUUGGUUGGAAUAAUGUGAAUCUAACGGCGAUCGGUUGCGGGGGGUAUGCGUCGAGGGCGCCGUCGACGAUCCGUCGGUUAUGUGGGAAAGAUCGUUGGCGUGGAUUCGAUUGCGGCUGGACGGAUGCCGUGUAAAACAAUCGGCGCACGUGCCAGCGACAUGGCCGACGUGUCCGUGUCGAGGCACCGGGUGCUGUGGGUGCGGCGUUCCAAGUCGUGCACCUUCCAUGGCAUAGCACCUGGGCGGCGCAAGAGGUCCGACCGAGUGACGGCUUGAGCCAGGUCGUGUUACCGGCAUCCACCCAUGCGGGCAACUGCCAGUUCGUCGAGCGGCUGCGACCGCCCUGGCGUCACUGUAUAUGUAUCGCGCGCGCUAGGCCAACGAGAUCGAGGCGCCCCCCUGCGUGCAACCAACAUCGACGCGUACACACACCAGCAGCGGCAUCGUAGCGCCAGGCGUGGCCACAAGGACGCCCAUGUUGCGGCGGCAUCGACGCGGUGCCUUUCCCGACGCAUCCCUGUCGCCCAUCCGUG